GGGGCCGGUCCCACGUGCUGGGGCGGCGGGGAGCCGGGACCAGCUGCUGCGCUUCCACCUCCUCGCCUGCCCGCCCGCCUGCGGUCCCUAGCCCGGCCAGUCCUGGAGGUGAGCACCUUACCGGGACCGCCUCCAGGUUGCCCCGGCCCAGGGUCCGCCUGGAGAUAAAGUGUAGCAAUGGCUGCUGUGUAUUCUGGCAUUUCCCUUAAGCUUAAAAGCAAGACAACUUCCUGGGAAGAUAAACUAAAGCUAGCUCACUUUGCUUGGAUUUCCCACCAGUGCGUUCUUCCAAAUAAAGAACAAGUAUUACUUGAUUGGGCAGGACAGUCGUUAGUUGCAUUUUAUAAGAAAAAACUUGAACUGAAGGAAGAUGUUGUUGAAAGGCUUUGGAUCUAUAUAGAUGGCAUUCUACGUAGCAAAAAAUUACAAAAUGUCCUCAAGAAUGGAAAGACCGUUAAUCUUCAGCUUUCCCUGGUCAAGAUCAUAAAUGAGAGAAUAGCCGAGUUCUCCCCUUUGGGACCCCAGAGAAACGUCUGUGCUGUGCUCAGCUGCUGCCAGGGCAUCCUCUCGACACCCAGCCUUGCUGUCGUCUACACGGCCAGACAGGAGCUGAUGGUGGCCUUGCUGAGUCAGCUGUGCUGGGCAGCCUGCAGGCAGCCGGAAGGAGCCGUGGUGGCCCCGUUAUUUGAGGUCAUUCACCUGGCCCUUGGCCAUUACCUCUUGAUUCAGCAGCAGCAGGUCAACCCAAGACGUGCCUUCGGGGAGAUGACCGGGCACCUGCUCCAGCCUUGCCUGGUCCUGAGGCACCUGCUCUCAGGAGGUGCCUGGGCGCGAGCUGGCCACGGCCAGCCACGGCAGGCUCUGGGCCGGGACCUUAGGGGUCAGAUCGAGGCCAUGCUUCGAGGCGGAGCUUUCCAGCCCGAGCUGCUUCCGUCCUACAAAGAGGAGCUCUUGGAGCAGCAGCAGGCCAACACGAAGAUGGGGGCCAUCAAGACUGUCCUGGCUCCCCUGGGCACUGUGAUUGGCAAGCUGGUGGAUCCUGGCUACUGCCAACCAGGCCUUCAUGCUGCCGUGGUGGCUGGCUCUGUGCCCUUGCUGUACAAGCUCUUUCUGGACUCCUACUUCUGCGAGGGGAGUCAGCUGCUGUGCUUCCAGGUGCUCCCCAGGCUGUUCGACUGCUUGAGGAUGUCACACCUGCAGGAGGAGCAGCCAGGGGCCCUGCCCAUGCCAGACUGGACGGCAGAACUCCUGGCUGUGGAGCAGCUGCUCACCACGGUGGCGAGCACUGGUGUGUACAACGUGGCUGCCGACAGGAUCCGGCAUGGUGAGGCCCAGUUCCGCUUUUACCGCCGCCUGGCCGAGCUGCUGCUGAAGUGCUCACAGGCGCCCGUGCCAGCCUGGUUCCGCUGCCUCCAGGUCCUGGUGUCUCUGAAUCAUUUGGUCCUGGAGCCGGACCUGGGCGAUCUGCUGGCCUCGGCGUGGAUUGGUGCGGAAGUAACAGACUCUCGAACCAGAAAGGCCCAGGAAGCCCUUCUUCACACACUCUUCCAGACGUAUGUCAAACUGCGGCAAGUGCCGCGGCUGUUUGAGGAGGUUUUGGGGGUGAUCUGUCGUCCAGCUGCUGAGGUGCGGACGCCGCUGGUGCUGGCCUUGGGCCCCUCUGCGGUGCUCCGAGAGUGCCUCCUGGAGUUGCCUCCGAGUCAGGUCUUGGACACGUGGUCCCUCUUGCUGGACAAGUUCCAGUCUUCGGUCCUGCCUGACUUGCGGGGUGACACCGACGUGGCCCUGAAGGCACUGUCCCUGAGCUCACUGCUGCACUGCGUCAUGUGCAACAUGAGAACCUUGGACAGUGGCACACCUCUGCCGGUCGUCAGACGGAUGCAGUGUGUGAUGGAGAGGAUGCUCCGAGUGCUGCUGCAGCCCCUGCUGGACCUUCUGCCGGAUCCCUCAGGCCCAGAGCCUGAGCUGUGGCUGCAGAAGGCCUGUGAUUGUGUGCUGCUGCUCUCUUGCACCUGGGCCCAGGUCGACACCAUGCUCAGUUUAAACUGUAGCUGGUACCACGCUGUGUCUGAGGCUCCUACAGGUGUUGCUCUGGAGAGCCCGAACCGCCCUUCGUUGCUCCCAGGUAUAGAAACAUACCAGUGGAAGAAGAUAGAAAAGGCUACAGGUCAGGUCAAGUCCCUUGGCAGGUACUGCUUAGAACAGCUCUACCUGCAGAAAAUGAAGAGGACUUUAAUGCAAACCGGUUUCCAAUCGGAAGAAGCCCUGCGCACGCUGGGAAGUGAUGCUGCCUACAUUCUUGGUUCUGGCAGAGAAAGCUUGGCUCAGAGUACAGCAGCCUCCUGGGACGGCCAAGUGACCACAGUGAGCAUGCUCACGUACCCUGUGGCACACUGGCACUUGAUUGUGUCAAAUCUCACAAUCUUACUGCCCUAUCUUUGUCCAGGUGAUGUGAGAUACCUGGCUGGUGUCCUGCUGAGAACUGUGCAAAUGCACAAAGGCCAGGAAGGCUCAGCAGACGAAGAGCCAAACAUCACGCUAGGAAAAGUAUCCGAGGCCUUGCUGCACAACCCUCUCUUUCCAGAAAUGCAGUCGCUUCAUUCUGCGUUCUUACUGUGCCUGAGCACGCAGUGUACUAGCAUUCUGUGUGCAGGCGCCCGGAGCCACCCAGGGAUUCUCCAGCAGCAGCUGCCCUGGCUUUUUGAAAAGGACUCCAUAGAUGUAGCUCAUUGGGAAAACACGUUUACAAAAGUCGGACCCGAUGGUGUAGAAGCAAGAGGAGAACUCGCCCAGAACUUCCUGGCCUUGGUCAGGGGUGACUUCCCCAUUCAGCUGGAGGCGGAGCAGUUGGAGAGCCUCCUGGGGCUUUUGGAAGUCAUUGCUGCUCUGGAGCUGGACAGCCUCUUGUCCCCCUGCCACAUGCACUACUUCCUUCUGUUACUGUCCAUGGCCGUCGCCAAGCUGGGGGACUCGUGCUCCCUCUCGCUGACCCUCCAGUUCUUGAUGACUUGCUAUCGGCUUCUUGGUUGCCUGCAAAGAGGGAAGAGUGCUCGCUCCGUGCUCAAGGUUAUGUACAUCAGUGACAUUUUUGAAAUCAUCCUGACCUCGCUGUUCAAAGCCAGUAGUGGACUUCUGAUUGACAGUGAUGACUCCUCUUGGCUGGAACUCCUCCAGGUGAUAGGGACACUGUUAGAGCAGCUGCUGCAGGUGCUCGUCCAGGGAAAGCUCAGCAUGGCGCUCAAUUUUGGGAAAAUCAUUGCCUUCCUCUCGCGGUGCCAGGAGUGCAGUGCAGCGACUGCAUGUGGACAGCUGGGAGCCCAGCACCCUCUCGGCCGGCAGGUCCUUCUGGUGUCUUUAACCAAGUUGUGCCAAGUCUUGGGGCCUUUUGUCCAAGGGCGGAAGCGUCACGAGGCCCCAGACGUGCUGCCGGGGCUCCUGCUCCAGGCGGGGGCUGCACUCCAUCUCUGUGCAGCGGGCGGGCCCUGGGGGCGGCCCCCACAUGCUGCUUUCCUGUCGGCGGUCAGUGUGCUGCUGGAGGCUGACGUGGGCCAACACUGCGGCUGCAGGGGAACAGAGAGCGUGCAGCUCUCCCACGCUGCCUUCUGCCGCAGCGUUUUCUCCCAGGUCCUCUCGGACUUGCCCGCUCUUGCAGGAAGUCCCCAGGCUUUCCCGGCAGCCGUGCGAUUUUUAACGCUGUUCCUUUUGGCCCCAGAACUACAUCCCAAGGAGGAGUCUGUUUUUACUUCCACGUUACAUUCUGUGAGGAAAGUUCUUGCAGAUACUGCCGUUCCUGUUCAAGUAAGUCAGGAUAUCGAGUCUCAUUUCGGAGCCUUGUUCACCCAAAUGUUAGAGGUUGGGACGACAGAGGACUUCAGGACAGUGAUGCGGUGUAUCCUGCAGGGACUGGACGUCAGGAACGUGUGGACAGCAGACCUGCCGGCCAUUUUGUCGGCUCUUUCGCUGACCAAGCUGCUGCUGGCCUGCCCGUUCGGUGGAGAGAAGGCAAGUCUGUUCUGGCGAGCGUGUCCCCAGAUAGUGACGGCUCUGACGCUGCAAAACCGAGAGGCAUGUCAGGAGCAUCCGGUGCCCCUAGGGGUGAUCAGGCGUGUGUUGGACGUCCUGGCUGCCUUGCUGCGGCGUGGGGAGGAGAGCAUCAGCAACCCGCACCACGUCGGCCUGGCCUUCAGCAUCCUGCUGACCGUCCCGCUGGACCACCUGAAGCCCGCGGAGUACGGCAGCAUCUUCCGGAGCAUGCACAGUGUGCUCUUCUCAGUCCUGCAGUGUCAUCCGCAGGUAAUGCUGAAAGCCAUCCCUUCUUUCUUGAACUGUUUCAAUAGGUUGUUGUUUUCAGUUAUGCACGAAGGGCGGCAGAAGGACAAAGGAAGCACAGACGACCUGCCAGUGGUUGUCGAGUGCGCCCGCCUGGUGGAAAGGAUGUACAGCCACAUCGCUGCACGGGCCGAAGACGUCACGGUCUUCUCCCCCUUCAUGGUGGCCCAGUAUGUGACAGAGGCACAGAAGGUCACCUUGUACCCGGCAGUGAAGCGCCUCCUGCAGGAGGGCAUCUACCUCAUCAUGGACCUGUGCAUCGAACCCGACGUCCAGUUCCUGCGGGCCUCGCUGCCCCCAGGGGUCAGGGACGCGUUCAAGGAGCUGCACAGUGACUAUGUGAAGUACCACAAGACCAGCCGCGAGGGCGAGCGCAGGUACGCCGUCUGAGCUGCGGCCGCGCAGAGCGCCGCCGCCCGGA
Messenger RNA from Rhinolophus ferrumequinum (greater horseshoe bat), 4750 nucleotides. It is a transcript of the gene URB2, whose product is annotated as URB2 ribosome biogenesis homolog. The coding region runs from base 178 to 4719 and encodes 1513 amino acids. Gene Ontology annotation, biological process: ribosome biogenesis. The transcript has 10 exons. The record is from RefSeq and is a predicted model, not a curated record. Gene Ontology annotation, cellular component: nucleolus. Lineage: Eukaryota; Metazoa; Chordata; Mammalia; Chiroptera; Rhinolophidae.